UGUUUUAGUAGUUUGAUGCAAAGUGCUGGCUUGCAGCCCCAGCGUCAGCUGUGCCCCAUAAUAGCCAGACAUGCGCAUGCGUUGCGCCCACUCCAUGACCAAGUGGGCCGAUUUGGGCCACGACCAGCAAAAAAUCGAUGGCAUCGCCAGUCGUUGGGUGACAGAGUGGUCGGAAGCAUGUCAGAGCAGCCUGAGAACAACAGCUACGAGCAGGAGUGCCAGCGGGCGGAACUGCUUGGUCUCCAGCCGCCGGAUCCCGAGGAGUUCGAGCGGAAGCGCCAGGCGAGAUUGGAGCACGAGUUGGCCGAACAAGAGGCCGCCGAGGCGGUGCUACUGGAGCAACAAGACGAAGGGCUGGGCAAUGUUGGUGGCAAGCUGGGCGAGCUUAAUAGCAUCCUGUCCAGCACGCAGCAAAAGCUUAAUCGCUUUAAGCAAACGGCCUGUGGCAGCUUGACCAACAUAUUUUCUAGAUCCGGCUCGGGCUCGGUGGAUCUUUCAGCGGGCAUGGGGGGAUCGGGAGCGAUGGCCAGCCAGGAAGAGCGUCCCCCUGUCCAGGAUCAGCCCCUUGCCAAGCCACCACCCACAGCCGCCGAAGUAAGCGCCGCCAAGGCGGCCAAGCAGAAGCGUAUGGACUCGCAGCUGGACAAGUUAGAUGCAUUAAUCAACCAAGCUGACAAUGCCCAGAUAGCCAUGAGUGAGCAGACGCAGCAGAUGCGUCGGCUAGCCAAGUGAAGUGCCCCAUUCAGGAGGAGCAGUUAUCAGGUGAUUUUCGUCGCCUGAUUCUGGCCAGCCUUCUGUCCUCUUCUUUGUUUGGAUGAACACAUGAGUUUCGCUUAAAACUAAACACAAGUUGAGAUUACCCAAAGCGUCUUCAAUC
Drosophila suzukii is the source of this 877-nucleotide messenger RNA. RefSeq lists its product as uncharacterized. The record is from RefSeq and is a predicted model, not a curated record. NCBI's taxonomy places the organism in Eukaryota, Metazoa, Arthropoda, Insecta, Diptera, Drosophilidae.